Molecule: messenger RNA, 700 nt
Organism: Rhizopus microsporus ATCC 52813
Lineage: Eukaryota; Fungi; Mucoromycota; Mucoromycetes; Mucorales; Rhizopodaceae
Exons: 5
Coding region: 20-700 (226 amino acids)
Biological process (GO): protein K63-linked deubiquitination; positive regulation of DNA repair; mitotic G2 DNA damage checkpoint signaling
Cellular component (GO): BRISC complex; BRCA1-A complex; nuclear body
Source: RefSeq, a predicted model, not a curated record
CCCUUCUCACCUUGCUUUCAUGUCAAACAAGCAGACAUUUAUUGACCUUGACGCAACUGACAGCUUAUUACUCAAAAAGGCUAUUCCUAGACAAAUCAUCUUUUGUGUUGAUGUCUCCAAAGAAAUGAAUUCACCUCUAAGUGCUUCUAUAGAUGGAGGCUUAAACAAUACUAACCUAAAGACCAGUACGAGACUAGAGACUAUCAUUCGUUUUAUAAAGAGAUAUAUCUUAAUGAAUAAGCUCAUUGGCAACAAAAAUGAUAAAUACGCGUUUAUGCUAUUAAAGGAAAAGAGUGAAUGGUGGAAACCUUUUACUUUGGAUGAACAAGAAGCCUGCUCAUAUGCUGAUAUGCUAGAUGAGCAAAUUGGCAGUACAUCUUAUGAUAGCUUUCAAUUAGAAUCGUUGUUUAAAGAUAUCUCUGUAAAUGCAAAUCUAGAUGACAAGUCUACUUUUACUCAGGCAAUAGUGAUUUACAGUAGAACCAGAGUGAUUCCCGAAAGGAGUUUAAAUGAAGAAUGGUGUGUUGAGGCUCAGCUGGUUUAUGAUGCCUGGAAUGAUCUUGAUAGUGAUCAAGUGCCUGGCUGGUAUUAUGAAAUGGUCAAGGUGUUGGGACAAGAUAAUGUGUCCAAGGCAUUAUGUCAAUUAUUAGCACACCCAUUACAAAGAGGAAAACAAGAGGGAAUUGUGAAUGUGAUUUAG